AUGAACCAACGCCACCAUCACCCGCCGCUUAACUCCUCCAUAACUCCAUCCUCUACGGCGCCGCCAGAUUCACCUCCGCAACACAUCACCAAUCGCAAACACACUGUCAGGGAGAGGAGUGAGGUGGAAUCUCAUGAUCCAACUGCCGCUAGAAAAGUUCAGAAGGCUGAUCGUGAGAAAAUCAGGAGGGAUCGAUUGAAUGAUCAGUUUCAUGAAUUGGGAAACACGUUAGAUCCUGAUAGACCGCGGAACGACAAAGCAACCAUCAUCUCAGAGACAAUACAAGUGUUGAAGGACAUAACUGCUGAAGUUGAUAAGCUGAAAACGGAACAUAAAGCAUUUUCUGAAGAGUCGCGCGAACUAAUCCAAGAAAAGAAUGAACUCCGAGAAGAGAAAGCGUCGUUAAAAUCUGAUAUAGAAAAUCUUAAUUCGCAGUAUCAGCAGAGAGUCAGAGUCAUGCCUCCAUGGACUGCAAUGGAUCAUUCUGUUGUCAUGAGUAGCCCUUAUCCAUAUCCAGUUCAUAUGCCAAUCCCUCCUGCUCCAGUUUCCAUUCACCCACAUAUGCAACCUUUUCCCUACUUUGGAAACCCGAAUGCUGGUCAUAUUCCAAGUAUGUGCUCAAUGUACAUUCCAUUCUCGGCUCCGGCUAACCCUCCAAUUGAGAUGCCAUCAGCUCAGUAUGCUUCUACAUCCCACAAGUUUAAUCGAAAAGAGUCGCGAAGCAAGUCACCAGGUCAUAAAAGACCUAGUGAUGCCAAAAGAUGUAGUGUGUCUCCUGAUGUGGCUACAGAACUUGAACUUAAGAUGCCUGGAUCAUCAACACAACAGGAUUCCACAUCUGGAGGGAGGAAGGGCAAGCAUUCGGUAAUGAGUGAUAGAAUCAUCAUAGAUGAGAGUUCUUCGAGCCGGUAUUCUCCAUCUCAAGGACCUCAAGAUAGCUUCGACAGCGUUGGACACACCUCAAAGGCUGUUGAUUGA
Molecule: messenger RNA, 978 nt
Organism: Lathyrus sativus (Indian pea)
Lineage: Eukaryota; Viridiplantae; Streptophyta; Magnoliopsida; Fabales; Fabaceae
Source: the annotation of a GenBank genome assembly